CAAUCGCAGUCGAUCGACCCCCGUUACCUGUCGACCGUCACCGCUCGUGGCCCCACCGAUGCCCGGCGCAAAACUAUCGACCGCAAGACCGAUUACGUCCUCUCAUACUCGCAUCGUCACCCAGCUACCUCGGCACUCUAUAAACGGCUUGAAGAAGCAAAUAUGGGAGAUGUUGGGCAUACCAUGGACGCGUUCACCAAGCGGACUGCCCUUUUCUCUGGCUUCGAAAUAAAGCCUGCUUCCGGCGAUCAAACCGAGGCCGAAUUGCAGAUCAGCAUAUGGUCAGCUGCGUCUAUCCGCAAGAAGCAGGAACUUGCAAGCUUGGCUCAGCUUUCCAUCGAGAACGCAGCAAUGGUCGAACCCAUGUUCACUAUUGUUGGACACGAACACCAUGUUUACUAUUGUUAUCCCCGCAACAAUCUCGUUUCGGGAAGAAGCGGUGUCCACGUGCUUGGACCAGACCUUGAUCGAUUUGAACGACUUAGUACGGAUUCUGUGCGCGGAAUCUUUCGACUGCUCAGACUGUAUAGAAAUGUUCUGGCUUACGGAAUGGACGAGGAAGAUAAUCGGUAUUGGGGCGGGGUUCUUGGGAAAACGUUGACCCGGCUAGCUGGAAUGUCUGAGGUGAAUACGGGUCAGCCUGGUUGA
Didymella exigua CBS 183.55 is the source of this 648-nucleotide messenger RNA. RefSeq lists its product as uncharacterized. The record is from RefSeq and is a predicted model, not a curated record. The transcript has a single exon. Lineage: Eukaryota; Fungi; Ascomycota; Dothideomycetes; Pleosporales; Didymellaceae. The annotation marks the transcript as partial.